This is a messenger RNA of Lepidothrix coronata (blue-crowned manakin), 1068 nucleotides long. Its product is annotated as keratin, type I cytoskeletal 14-like. Gene Ontology annotation, cellular component: keratin filament. The transcript is spliced from 7 exons. NCBI's taxonomy places the organism in Eukaryota, Metazoa, Chordata, Aves, Passeriformes, Pipridae. Gene Ontology annotation, molecular function: structural molecule activity. The record is from RefSeq and is a predicted model, not a curated record. Bases 179 to 874 code for a protein of 231 amino acids.
GUGUGUGCAGCUGCACAGAGCACAGGGCCAGCACCAAGGCCUGGUGGGAUCAGGAACAGGGUGACGUGAUGGACUCAGGUUUGAGUCAGAGCAGGCCCUGCGCCUGAGCGUGGAGGCCGAUAUCAACGGCCUGCGCCGCGUCCUGGACGAGCUGACCCUGUCCAGAGCCGACCUGGAGAUGCAGAUCGAGAACCUGAAGGAGGAACUGGCUUAUCUGAAGAAGAACCACGAGGAGGAAAUGAGUGCCCUGCGCGGGCAGGUGGGUGGGGAGAUCAGCGUGGAGAUGGACGCUGCCCCUGGAAUCGACCUGACCAAGAUCCUGGCGGAGAUGCGGGAGCAGUACGAGAGCCUGGCGGAGAAGAACCGCAGGGACGCCGAGCAGUGGUUCUUCAGCAAGACGGAAGAGCUGAACCGGGAGGUGGCCAUCAACACGGAGCAGCUGCAGAGCGGCAAGACGGAGAUCACGGAGCUGCGGCGCACGAUCCAGAGCCUGGAGAUCGACCUGCAGUCCCAGCUCAGCACGAAAGCGGCGCUGGAGGGCACCCUGGCCGACACGGAAGCGCGCUACGGCACCCAGCUGGCCCAGCUGCAGGCGCUGAUCACCAGCGUGGAGGAGCAGCUGGCCGAGCUGCGCUGCGACAUGGAGCGCCAGAACCACGAGUACAGGGUCCUGCUGGACGUCAAGUGCCGCCUGGAGCAGGAGAUCGCCACGUACCGCCGGCUCCUGGAGGGCGAGGACGCCCACAUGUCCUCCCACUACAUCGCGCCAAAAGAAGGGCCUGUAACCACCCGCCAGAUCCGCACGAUCUUCGAGGAGGUGCAGGAUGGGAAGGUGAUCUCCUCCCGGGAGCAGAUCACCCAGGCUGCCCACUGAGCCCUUGGAGCCCACUGAGCCUGGUUUGCUGCAAACCUCGCCUGGCACAGCAAAGCAGAUCCCUGCUGACAUGCUCUGGCCUUGUGUGCCAUGAAAAGCACCUUCUCCCUCUCUCACCCCCCUCCUUCCCCUCCCUCACCCUUCUCUCAGCACUGUGCCACACACAGAAAUCAAAUAAAGCUUCUCCUCACACU